AUGGUGAAAGAAAAGAAAAAAGCAGACAAAAAAGGAGAUAAGUCAGCCCAUUCUCCCUCUUCUGGCUCAGAGUUUCCAGAGUUUUCCAAGCAAGAUGGCAGUGCUCUUAGGCAAGAACCGCCCCCAAGUGGCAUCCAGGCACUGGAAUUGCCACUUAAGGAACCAUUACCCAAAAGAGAGUCUAAAGCUCUUCAACAGAGUGAAGAUGCCACUCAGUAUGAAGAACCCAUUCUGACUAAACUCAUAGUGGAAAGCUAUGAAGGAGAGAAAGUCCGAGGACUGUACGAAGGAGAAGGCUCUGCAGUCUUUCAAGGUGGUUGUACCUACCAUGGUAUGUUUUCAGAAGGAUUCAUGCAUGGACAAGGGACUUACAUUUGGGCUGACGGAUUGAAGUAUGAGGGGGAUUUUGUGAAGAACAUUCCUAUGAACCAUGGCGUGUACACUUGGCCAGAUGGCAGCAUGUAUGAAGGGGAAGUGGUGAACGGCAUGAGGAACGGAUUUGGGAUGUUCAAGUGCAGCACACAGCCUGUAUCCUACGUCGGCCACUGGUGCCAAGGCAAGAGACACGGGAAGGGCUCCAUUUAUUACAAUCAGGAGGGUACCUCUUGGUACGAGGGAGAUUGGGUCUACAACAUCAAAAAGGGCUGGGGAAUAAGAUGUUACAAAUCUGGAAACAUAUAUGAAGGCCAGUGGGAAGACAAUAUGCGCCACGGGGAAGGCAAGAUGAGAUGGCUGACGACAAAUGAGGAGUAUACCGGCUCCUGGGAGAGGGGAGUCCAGAAUGGCUUUGGAACACACACAUGGUUUCUCAAGAGAAUCCCCAACUCCCAGUAUCCUUUAAGAAAUGAAUACAUAGGAGAGUUUGUGAACGGAUGUCGUCAUGGACAUGGAAAGUUUUACUACGCCAGUGGAGCCAUGUAUGCGGGAGAAUGGGUUUCCAAUAAAAAACACGGCAUGGGUCGAUUGACUUUCAAGAAUGGGCGCGUGUACGAAGGCCCGUUUUUCAAUGACCACAUAGCACAGUUUCCAGAUCUUGAAGUUGAAUUUAUAAGUUACCUGGACCUGCCCGUAGAUGAUGCCCAAAUAGACAGGCAACGCAAAUCUUCUGAUAGUGCUGAAAUUAUCAGAAAGCUUGAUGGCAGUAAAAGUCGUUCUGUGUUAGGAUCAGGCAUUGAACUGGACGUAAAUUUGCUGCUGAACAUGUAUCCUAAGGAAAAUCAAGCAGAAGAAAAAAAGCAGGUAGAAUUCGCUGUCUUAAGAAACAUUACAGAAUUAAGAAGAAUCUAUAGCUUCUACAGUAGCCUAGGAUGUGAUCACUCUCUGGAUAAUACAUUUCUGAUGACAAAGCUUCACUUCUGGAGAUUUCUAAAAGAUUGCAAAUUUCAUCACCACAAUAUAACUCUUGCUGAUAUGGACAGGAUAUUAAGUGCCAACAGUGAUAUACCAGUUGAAGAAAUUCAUUCUCCAUUUAGAACAAUACUUUUGAGAACAUUCUUGAACUAUCUGCUGCGCUUGGCUUACCACAUUUAUCACAAAGACUUUCAAAGCAGAAGUCCAUCGCUCUUUUUGUGUUUCACAAAACUGAUGACUGAGAAUAUCCAUCCAAAUGCCUGCCAAGUAAAAGGCACUUUGUUCAGUGAGCAACAGAGGACACUCUACUCAAUGAAUUACAUUGAUAAGUGCUGGGAGAUUUACAUAGCUUAUUGCAGACCAAAUGUAGCUCCACCCAAUGAGCUUACAAUGAAGAUGAGACACUUCCUCUGGAUGUUGAGAGACUUUAGGAUGAUAAAUAAAGAAUUAACUGCAACCAAAUUUGUGGCAGUAAUAGCAGAGGACAAUCCUUUCAUACAUGAUGGGGUCGACAGCAACUUAGAACUUGAGCUGGUUUUCCUGGAAUUCUUUGAAGCUCUCUUAUGCUUUGCAGUCAGCUAUGUUCCUGACCAAAUGAAUAAAUCCUGUUUACAUGCUCAAUAUGAUGAUCUGUUUGGAAACAAAAUUGGAAGUAUUCAAAUGGUAAUGAGUCAGAGCAUCCACAACAGGAGUCCAAGUGUAGUCACGAGCCACGAGUCUGACGUCGUUACCUUYAGCAACACCAAGUCAUCUUCAAGCAAGUUAGGAUUCUUCCCUGAUAUGAGAUUAAGGAAAUCAGAGCCCAAGAUCAAGAAGUCUCUAAGUGAUGACAAAUGUUCCAAAAUGAAUUUUAAACCUUCAGGAAAAGGGCUGGCCUUCUUAUCCCAGAAUGAGAAAAAUGAAAAACCCAAGAAUGACCAGAAGGAGAAGCUCAACACGUGGGUCAAUAACAUGUACGUCUUCUUUGUGAACACGCUCUUCCAGGCAUACAAGCACGAGGAGCUGCUCAAGGAAAAAGUAAAGGAAAACCGGUUGCAGGAUGCAGCCAUGGCUCAACAGAAGAAGAUGGAGAGUGAAGAGCUGGAAGCAAGGCUUAAUAUCUUAAGGGAGGAAGAGGCCAAGAAACAAGAUACUGAGAUGGACAUCCCUGUGAUCAAGGAGCCAGGGGACGCCCUGUCCUCAGUCCUCACACAAAGCCCUCCCAAAGAGGACACAGCUAUGUCUCAGGCCAGCAAGUCCACCCCGAGCAAGAAGAAGAGGAAGUAA
This is a messenger RNA of Urocitellus parryii (Arctic ground squirrel), 2616 nucleotides long. RefSeq names its product radial spoke head 10 homolog B (gene Rsph10b). NCBI's taxonomy places the organism in Eukaryota, Metazoa, Chordata, Mammalia, Rodentia, Sciuridae. The record is from RefSeq and is a predicted model, not a curated record.